AUUAACAGAUAUAGGUAGUCCUUGGACACCUUAGGUUACUGCACGCACCUUCUUUGUAUCAUUGAAGGGGCAUUGAAAUAUGAAGGCGACAAACUCGAAUCAUUGCAAAUAAAGACCAAAUUAUGUUUCCAGAAUUGGUAGCUACAAAGGCUUGAGGGAAUAGAAUAGGGGAUAUCAAAGGUGGCACCUUCACAAGAAAUGAAUAGAAUGAUUACAAAUGCAAAUAAAAUGUAAACUACUGUAGCCAUCGUUUCCUGACAAGGAACAUGUCAUAAUACUUUUCCAGGAUGAAGUGGGUCCAGCGGACAUGGCCGUACUCGUGACCAAAACUGAAGUUCUCCGUAAUGAAACUUUGCUGGAAAAAUUUCUAAGCUCUAUUGCACCACAAAAUAUCUCAGUCUUCCUGCAAUCUAUCUCAUCCGCAGCAACACAGGCAAGCCUGUCAGAGCAGCAAGUAACAACAAUAAAGAAAACACUCCUAGCUACCCAGCUCAGUGGUCUUCAGGUCGAGUUCUCUACUUAUACAACGGAAGAGUGGACAGUCUUGUUCCAGGACUACUUGUUUAAUUUGACUGCAUACUUCAACCAAUCACUUCUUGAGUUCAUUCCUAUGAACGUAUCCUGCUCCUCCUACCAAGUAAUAGUGAAAGUUUUUAGCAAUCAGUUUAGCUCGAUGACAGAUGAAACAAGAGAAGCAAUCUAUCAGUACUUCCUGAAACCAUACUUGACAGCAAAAGCUUCCACUUCCGCAGUUGUUUGUGAUGCUGGAAGCUUCCAGAACUGGCGUGAAGUGAACUUUGGAGUCUUUUUCUACUUUUUCCAACUUGGAGAAAUCUUAACACUCAAUGAAAAUUUUACACCGGAUGAAGUGGGUCCAGCGGACAUGGCCGUACUCGUGACCAAAACUGAAGUUCUCCGUAAUGAAACUUUGCUGGAAAAAUUUCUAAGCUCUAUUGCACCACAAAAUAUCUCAGUCUUCCUGCAAUCUAUCUCAUCCGCAGCAACACAGGCAAGCCUGUCAGAGCAGCAAGUAACAACAAUAAAGACAACACUCCUAGCUACCCAGCUCAGUGGUCUUCAGGUCGAGUUCUCUACUUAUACAACGGAAGAGUGGACAGUCUUGUUCCAGGACUACUUGUUUAAUUUGACUGCAUACUUCAACAAAUCACUUCUUGAGUUCAUUCCUAUGAACGUAUCCUGCUCCUCCUACCAAGUAAUAGUGAAAGUUUUUAGCAAUCAGUUUAGCUCGAUGACAGAUGAAACAAGAGAAGCAAUCUAUCAGUACUUCCUGAAACCAUACUUGACAGCAAAAGCUUCCACUUCCGCAGUUGUUUGUGAUGCUGGAAGCUUCCAGAACUGGCGUGAAGUGAACUUUGGAAUCUUUUUCUACUUUUUCCAACUUGGAGAAAUCUUAACACUCAAUGAAAAUUUUACACCGGAUGAAGUGGGUCCAGCGGACAUGGCCGUACUCGUGACCAAAACUGAAGUUCUCCGUAAUGAAACUUUGCUGGAAAAAUUUCUAAGCUCUAUUGCACCACAAAAUAUCUCAGUCUUCCUGCAAUCUAUCUCAUCCGCAGCAACACAGGCAAGCCUGUCAGAGCAGCAAGUAACAACAAUAAAGAAAACACUCCUAGCUACCCAGCUCAGUGGUCUUCAGGUCGAGUUCUCUACUUAUACAACGGAAGAGUGGACAGUCUUGUUCCAGGACUACUUGUUUAAUUUGACUGCAUACUUCAACCAAUCACUUCUUGAGUUCAUUCCUAUGAACGUAUCCUGCUCCUCCUACCAAGUAAUAGUGAAAGUUUUUAGCAAUCAGUUUAGCUCGAUGACAGAUGAAACAAGAGAAGCAAUCUAUCAGUACUUCCUGAAACCAUACUUGACAGCAAAAGCUUCCACUUCCGCAGUUGUUUGUGAUGCUGGAAGCUUCCAGAACUGGCGUGAAGUGAACUUUGGAGUCUUUUUCUACUUUUUCCAACUUGGAGAAAUCUUAACACUCAAUGAAAAUUUUACACCGGAUGAAGUGGGUCCAGCGGACAUGGCCGUACUCGUGACCAAAACUGAAGUUCUCCGUAAUGAAACUUUGCUGGAAAAAUUUCUAAGCUCUAUUGCACCACAAAAUAUCUCAGUCUUCCUGCAAUCUAUCUCAUCCGCAGCAACACAGGCAAGCCUGUCAGAGCAGCAAGUAACAACAAUAAAGAAAACACUCCUAGCUACCCAGCUCAGUGGUCUUCAGGUCGAGUUCUCUACUUAUACAACGGAAGAGUGGACAGUCUUGUUCCAGGACUACUUGUUUAAUUUGACUGCAUACUUCAACCAAUCACUUCUUGAGUUCAUUCCUAUGAACGUAUCCUGCUCCUCCUACCAAGUAAUAGUGAAAGUUUUUAGCAAUCAGUUUAGCUCGAUGACAGAUGAAACAAGAGAAGCAAUCUAUCAGUACUUCCUGAAACCAUACUUGACAGCAAAAGCUUCCACUUCCGCAGUUGUUUGUGAUGCUGGAAGCUUCCAGAACUGGCGUGAAGUGAACUUUGGAGUCUUUUUCUACUUUUUCCAACUUGGAGAAAUCUUAACACUCAAUGAAAAUUUUACACCGGAUGAAGUGGGUCCAGCGGACAUGGCCGUACUCGUGACCAAAACUGAAGUUCUCCGUAAUGAAACUUUGCUGGAAAAAUUUCUAAGCUCUAUUGCACCACAAAAUAUCUCAGUCUUCCUGCAAUCUAUCUCAUCCGCAGCAACACAGGCAAGCCUGUCAGAGCAGCAAGUAACAACAAUAAAGAAAACACUCCUAGCUACCCAGCUCAGUGGUCUUCAGGUCGAGUUCUCUACUUAUACAACGGAAGAGUGGACAGUCUUGUUCCAGGACUACUUGUUUAAUUUGACUGCAUACUUCAACCAAUCACUUCUUGAGUUCAUUCCUAUGAACGUAUCCUGCUCCUCCUACCAAGUAAUAGUGAAAGUUUUUAGCAAUCAGUUUAGCUCGAUGACAGAUGAAACAAGAGAAGCAAUCUAUCAGUACUUCCUGAAACCAUACUUGACAGCAAAAGCUUCCACUUCCGCAGUUGUUUGUGAUGCUGGAAGCUUCCAGAACUGGCGUGAAGUGAACUUUGGAGUCUUUUUCUACUUUUUCCAACUUGGAGAAAUCUUAACACUCAAUGAAAAUUUUACACCGGAUGAAGUGGGUCCAGCGGACAUGGCCGUACUCGUGACCAAAACUGAAGUUCUCCGUAAUGAAACUUUGCUGGAAAAAUUUCUAAGCUCUAUUGCACCACAAAAUAUCUCAGUCUUCCUGCAAUCUAUCUCAUCCGCAGCAACACAGGCAAGCCUGUCAGAGCAGCAAGUAACAACAAUAAAGAAAACACUCCUAGCUACCCAGCUCAGUGGUCUUCAGGUCGAGUUCUCUACUUAUACAACGGAAGAGUGGACAGUCUUGUUCCAGGACUACUUGUUUAAUUUGACUGCAUACUUCAACCAAUCACUUCUUGAGUUCAUUCCUAUGAACGUAUCCUGCUCCUCCUACCAAGUAAUAGUGAAAGUUUUUAGCAAUCAGUUUAGCUCGAUGACAGAUGAAACAAGAGAAGCAAUCUAUCAGUACUUCCUGAAACCAUACUUGACAGCAAAAGCUUCCACUUCCGCAGUUGUUUGUGAUGCUGGAAGCUUCCAGAACUGGCGUGAAGUGAACUUUGGAGUCUUUUUCUACUUUUUCCAACUUGGAGAAAUCUUAACACUCAAUGAAAAUUUUACACCGGAUGAAGUGGGUCCAGCGGACAUGGCCGUACUCGUGACCAAAACUGAAGUUCUCCGUAAUGAAACUUUGCUGGAAAAAUUUCUAAGCUCUAUUGCACCACAAAAUAUCUCAGUCUUCCUGCAAUCUAUCUCAUCCGCAGCAACACAGGCAAGCCUGUCAGAGCAGCAAGUAACAACAAUAAAGAAAACACUCCUAGCUACCCAGCUCAGUGGUCUUCAGGUCGAGUUCUCUACUUAUACAACGGAAGAGUGGACAGUCUUGUUCCAGGACUACUUGUUUAAUUUGACUGCAUACUUCAACCAAUCACUUCUUGAGUUCAUUCCUAUGAACGUAUCCUGCUCCUCCUACCAAGUAAUAGUGAAAGUUUUUAGCAAUCAGUUUAGCUCGAUGACAGAUGAAACAAGAGAAGCAAUCUAUCAGUACUUCCUGAAACCAUACUUGACAGCAAAAGCUUCCACUUCCGCAGUUGUUUGUGAUGCUGGAAGCUUCCAGAACUGGCGUGAAGUGAACUUUGGAGUCUUUUUCUACUUUUUCCAACUUGGAGAAAUCUUAACACUCAAUGAAAAUUUUACACCGGAUGAAGUGGGUCCAGCGGACAUGGCCGUACUCGUGACCAAAACUGAAGUUCUCCGUAAUGAAACUUUGCUGGAAAAAUUUCUAAGCUCUAUUGCACCACAAAAUAUCUCAGUCUUCCUGCAAUCUAUCUCAUCCGCAGCAACACAGGCAAGCCUGUCAGAGCAGCAAGUAACAACAAUAAAGAAAACACUCCUAGCUACCCAGCUCAGUGGUCUUCAGGUCGAGUUCUCUACUUAUACAACGGAAGAGUGGACAGUCUUGUUCCAGGACUACUUGUUUAAUUUGACUGCAUACUUCAACCAAUCACUUCUUGAGUUCAUUCCUAUGAACGUAUCCUGCUCCUCCUACCAAGUAAUAGUGAAAGUUUUUAGCAAUCAGUUUAGCUCGAUGACAGAUGAAACAAGAGAAGCAAUCUAUCAGUACUUCCUGAAACCAUACUUGACAGCAAAAGCUUCCACUUCCGCAGUUGUUUGUGAUGCUGGAAGCUUCCAGAACUGGCGUGAAGUGAACUUUGGAGUCUUUUUCUACUUUUUCCAACUUGGAGAAAUCUUAACACUCAAUGAAAAUUUUACACCGGAUGAAGUGGGUCCAGCUGACAUGGCCGUACUCGUGACCAAAACUGAAGUUCUCCGUAAUGAAACUUUGCUGGAAAAAUUUCUAAGCUCUAUUGCACCACAAAAUAUCUCAGUCUUCCUGCAAUCUAUCUCAUCCGCAGCAACACAGGCAAGCCUGUCAGAGCAGCAAGUAACAACAAUAAAGAAAACACUCCUAGCUACCCAGCUCAGUGGUCUUCAGGUCGAGUUCUCUACUUAUACAACGGAAGAGUGGACAGUCUUGUUCCAGGACUACUUGUUUAAUUUGACUGCAUACUUCAACCAAUCACUUCUUGAGUUCAUUCCUAUGAACGUAUCCUGCUCCUCCUACCAAGUAAUAGUGAAAGUUUUUAGCAAUCAGUUUAGCUCGAUGACAGAUGAAACAAGAGAAGCAAUCUAUCAGUACUUCCUGAAACCAUACUUGACAGCAAAAGCUUCCACUUCCGCAGUUGUUUGUGAUGCUGGAAGCUUCCAGAACUGGCGUGAAGUGAACUUUGGAGUCUUUUUCUACUUUUUCCAACUUGGAGAAAUCUUAACACUCAAUGAAAAUUUUACACCGGAUGAAGUGGGUCCAGCGGACAUGGCCGUACUCGUGACCAAAACUGAAGUUCUCCGUAAUGAAACUUUGCUGGAAAAAUUUCUAAGCUCUAUUGCACCACAAAAUAUCUCAGUCUUCCUGCAAUCUAUCUCAUCCGCAGCAACACAGGCAAGCCUGUCAGAGCAGCAAGUAACAACAAUAAAGAAAACACUCCUAGCUACCCAGCUCAGUGGUCUUCAGGUCGAGUUCUCUACUUAUACAACGGAAGAGUGGACAGUCUUGUUCCAGGACUACUUGUUUAAUUUGACUGCAUACUUCAACCAAUCACUUCUUGAGUUCAUUCCUAUGAACGUAUCCUGCUCCUCCUACCAAGUAAUAGUGAAAGUUUUUAGCAAUCAGUUUAGCUCGAUGACAGAUGAAACAAGAGAAGCAAUCUAUCAGUACUUCCUGAAACCAUACUUGACAGCAAAAGCUUCCACUUCCGCAGUUGUUUGUGAUGCUGGAAGCUUCCAGAACUGGCGUGAAGUGAACUUUGGAGUCUUUUUCUACUUUUUCCAACUUGGAGAAAUCUUAACACUCAAUGAAAAUUUUACACCGGAUGAAGUGGGUCCAGCGGACAUGGCCGUACUCGUGACCAAAACUGAAGUUCUCCGUAAUGAAACUUUGCUGGAAAAAUUUCUAAGCUCUAUUGCACCACAAAAUAUCUCAGUCUUCCUGCAAUCUAUCUCAUCCGCAGCAACACAGGCAAGCCUGUCAGAGCAGCAAGUAACAACAAUAAAGAAAACACUCCUAGCUACCCAGCUCAGUGGUCUUCAGGUCGAGUUCUCUACUUAUACAACGGAAGAGUGGACAGUCUUGUUCCAGGACUACUUGUUUAAUUUGACUGCAUACUUCAACCAAUCACUUCUUGAGUUCAUUCCUAUGAACGUAUCCUGCUCCUCCUACCAAGUAAUAGUGAAAGUUUUUAGCAAUCAGUUUAGCUCGAUGACAGAUGAAACAAGAGAAGCAAUCUAUCAGUACUUCCUGAAACCAUACUUGACAGCAAAAGCUUCCACUUCCGCAGUUGUUUGUGAUGCUGGAAGCUUCCAGAACUGGCGUGAAGUGAACUUUGGAAUCUUUUUCUACUUUUUCCAACUUGGAGAAAUCUUAACACUCAAUGAAAAUUUUACACCGGAUGAAGUGGGUCCAGCGGACAUGGCCGUACUCGUGACCAAAACUGAAGUUCUCCGUAAUGAAACUUUGCUGGAAAAAUUUCUAAGCUCUAUUGCACCACAAAAUAUCUCAGUCUUCCUGCAAUCUAUCUCAUCCGCAGCAACACAGGCAAGCCUGUCAGAGCAGCAAGUAACAACAAUAAAGAAAACACUCCUAGCUACCCAGCUCAGUGGUCUUCAGGUCGAGUUCUCUACUUAUACAACGGAAGAGUGGACAGUCUUGUUCCAGGACUACUUGUUUAAUUUGACUGCAUACUUCAACAAAUCACUUCUUGAGUUCAUUCCUAUGAACGUAUCCUGCUCCUCCUACCAAGUAAUAGUGAAAGUUUUUAGCAUUCAGUUUAGCUCGAUGACAGAUGAAACAAGAGAAGCAAUCUAUCAGUACUUCCUGAAACCAUACUUGACAGCAAAAGCUUCCACUUCCGCAGUUGUUUGUGAUGCUGGAAGCUUCCAGAACUGGCGUGAAGUGAACUUUGGAGUCUUUUUCUACUUUUUCCAACUUGGAGAAAUCUUAACACUCAAUGAAAAUUUUACACCGGAUGAAGUGGGUCCAGCGGACAUGGCCGUACUCGUGACCAAAACUGAAGUUCUCCGUAAUGAAACUUUGCUGGAAAAAUUUCUAAGCUCUAUUGCACCACAAAAUAUCUCAGUCUUCCUGCAAUCUAUCUCAUCCGCAGCAACACAGGCAAGCCUGUCAGAGCAGCAAGUAACAACAAUAAAGAAAACACUCCUAGCUACCCAGCUCAGUGGUCUUCAGGUCGAGUUCUCUACUUAUACAACGGAAGAGUGGACAGUCUUGUUCCAGGACUACUUGUUUAAUUUGACUGCAUACUUCAACAAAUCACUUCUUGAGUUCAUUCCUAUGAACGUAUCCUGCUCCUCCUACCAAGUAAUAGUGAAAGUUUUUAGCAUUCAGUUUAGCUCGAUGACAGAUGAAACAAGAGAAGCAAUCUAUCAGUACUUCCUGAAACCAUACUUGACAGCAAAAGCUUCCACUUCCGCAGUUGUUUGUGAUGCUGGAAGCUUCCAGAACUGGCGUGAAGUGAACUUUGGAGUCUUUUUCUACUUUUUCCAACUUGGAGAAAUCUUAACACUCAAUGAAAAUUUUACACCGGAUGAAGUGGGUCCAGCGGACAUGGCCGUACUCGUGACCAAAACUGAAGUUCUCCGUAAUGAAACUUUGCUGGAAAAAUUUCUAAGCUCUAUUGCACCACAAAAUAUCUCAGUCUUCCUGCAAUCUAUCUCAUCCGCAGCAACACAGGCAAGCCUGUCAGAGCAGCAAGUAACAACAAUAAAGACAACACUCCUAGCUACCCAGCUCAGUGGUCUUCAGGUCGAGUUCUCUACUUAUACAACGGAAGAGUGGACAGUCUUGUUCCAGGACUACUUGUUUAAUUUGACUGCAUACUUCAACAAAUCACUUCUUGAGUUCAUUCCUAUGAACGUAUCCUGCUCCUCCUACCAAGUAAUAGUGAAAGUUUUUAGCAUUCAGUUUAGCUCGAUGACAGAUGAAACAAGAGAAGCAAUCUAUCAGUACUUCCUGAAACCAUACUUGACAGCAAAAGCUUCCACUUCCGCAGUUGUUUGUGAUGCUGGAAGCUUCCAGAACUGGCGUGAAGUGAACUUUGGAGUCUUUUUCUACUUUUUCCAACUUGGAGAAAUCUUAACACUCAAUGAAAAUUUUACACCGGAUGAAGUGGGUCCAGCGGACAUGGCCGCACUCGUGACCAAAACUGAAGUUCUCCUCAAUGAAACUUUGCUGGAAAAAUUUCUAAGCUCUAUUGCACCACAAAAUAUCUCAGUCUUCCUGCAAUCUAUCUCAUCUGCAGCAACACAGGCAAGCCUGUCAGAGCAGCAAGUAACAACAAUAAAGAAAACACUCCUAGCUACCCAGCUCAGUGGUCUUCAGGUCGAGUUCUCUACUUAUACAACGGGAGAGUGGACAGUCUUGUUCCAGGACUACUUGUUUAAUUUGACUGCGUACUUCAACAAAUCACUUCUUGAGUUCAUUCCUCUGAACGUAUCCUGCUCCUCCUACCAAGUAAUAGUGAAAGUUUUUAGCAUUCAGUUUAGCUCGAUGACAGAUGAAACAAGAGAAGCAAUCUAUCAGUACUUCCUGAAACCAUACUUGACAGCAAAAGCUUCCACUUCCGCAGUUGUUUGUGAUGCUGGAAGCUUCCAGAACUGGCGUGAAGUGAACUUUGGAGUCUUUUUCUACUUCUUCCAACUUGGAGAAAUCUUAACACUUAAUGAAAAGUUUACACUGGAUAAAGUGGAUCCAGCGGACAUGGCCGUACUCGUGACCAAACCUGAAGUUCUCCUCAAUGAAACUUUGCUGGAAACAUUUCUAAGCUCUAUUGCACCACAAAAUAUCUCAGUCUUCCUGCAAUCUAUCUCAUCCGCAGCAACACAGGCAAGCCUAUCAGACCAGCAAGUAACAACAAUAAAGACAACACUCCUAGCAACCCAGCUCAGGGGUCUUCAGACCAACUUCUCUACUUAUACAACGGAAAAGUGGACAGUCUUGUUCCAGGAUUACUUGAUUAAUUUGACUGUGUUCUUCAACCAAACCCUUUUCGAGUUUAUUCCUCUAGACAUAUCCUGUUCUUCCUACCAAGCAAUAGUUAAAGUAUUUAGCCUUCAGUUUAUUUCAUUGACGAGUAGCACAAAUGAAUUAAUAUAUCGGUACUUCCUGAUGCCAUACUUGACUGCAAAGACAGCAACUUCCACAGAUCUCAAUCCAAGAUGCUACACAACCGGUGACUAUUCCUGGAUUGUUCAAUAUCUGCAGACUUUUGUGACCUACUGUACUAGUGCAGAUCUUCAAUCAUUUAGCAGCAAUGAAACACUGCUUCAGCAAUUUUCAGUGGACUCAAAAACUCUGGCUUUUAUUGGGAAUCUGACUCUGCAAAAAGACUUUAAAAUAUACUAUGCACAGCUGCUCUCCAUGGAAAAUUCUGGGUUCUCUGUACAAAUGCUUCCUGAAAAUAUCCUUUGCUUUGCUGUUGGCCAGCUAAACCUUGGAAACCUAUCUCCGGCACAGGCAAUGAGCACCUUGCAGUCUUUGAAAUCUUGUGGUCCAAACGUCAACCUGGGGCAAGCAGAUCUUGCUGGCCUGCUCUCCUCGGUUACCACCAUCACAUCAGGAACCCUGGCCUCACUUGGCUCUCUAGCUGUUGGACUGUCACCGUCCGUUUUGGAGAAUGCAGAUGGGAACGUUCUGAAGGAGAAUCUUCAAUCCCUGUCCACUGUCACUAGCUGGAGUGUCACACAGGCUUCUGUUAUUGUAUCAAAGAUUGUUCAGAGUAAUUUCCAGGUUAAUGUUGAUGCUCUGAAUAAACUGGGUACACUGGUCGUUGGCCUUCCAUCAGCUGAACUAAAUAAGUUGCAACCAUCAGACAUUAUGAACCUUGCCACUAAUGCCAAUUUUAUCAGCUAUGUGGAAGAAGCUCCAGUGGCGCUAAAGCAAAAGUUUGUUCUGAAGGUCAUUCAGGCUAGCAUCAUCUCAGAUAAGACCAUCUUCCAGCUUGUUCCAUCCACACUAGCUAGUGCAAUACCAGCGUCCCGCUUACUGGUUUCCAACCUCGAUAUCAGUGUAAUAAAUCAGAUGAAAUGGACCUCAAGCCAGGCUCAAGUGUUCUUCCACACCGUAAUCAUAAAUGUUCAUGAUUUCUCCAUUUUAUCUGUGAACAUCCUACAAGGAUUUACAUGUGGAGCUUCCAAAAUCUUAACCAAUGAUCAGUUUACCAGCCUAAUUAAAUCUAUGAAUGGCAAAGCAGUGAAAUUAGAGGGUAGCCAAGUGAGCUGCAUGGCCAAGAGACUGACGAAAGUAGGAGCUUCAAAUGACUUCAGCAGCAUUCCCAGCAAUGUUCUGCUCUUCACAAGCCCCGUCACCAGUAAAUCUCAGUGUAAAGAUUAUUUUACACGUGUUGGACAGGCUAACAUUGACCUGCUACCUCAAGGAUCUACAAAGAGGACCUCUCUACUCAGCAAUGCAAUAAGCUGUCUGAACAUAAACACCAAUAGUAUCACUAAAGAAAACUUGGUAACUUUGGGCAAUCUGGCCUGUGACCUGACAGGCAAAGAAAUCAUUGGUUGUGACUCGUAUGUCUUAGAAGCACUCAAAAACUGUUCAUCCUUUACCACCGAUCAGAGAGCGGCCAUUGUGACUAGGCUGAAAGCAAAAUAUGGGAAUCCUUCUACUUGGACUUUAUCAACCAUGACAAUGAUAGGACGCCUUUCCAGCACUCUGGAUCGUGCCACAGUAAUGCUGAUCAGCAAGACUGUAAAGAUAAAGUUUUUCCCAAGUCUGCUGAGUUCCCUGAAAACUACAUACAAGACAACAUUUACCUUUGUCCUCAGUCAACUUGCAGUGUCAUCUAGGAUCACUCGUGAUGUCUUUGUUUCAUGUAACGAGGAGCUCACUAUAGACAUGAUAAACAACCAAAUGGACCUCAUUGCAGCUACGUACUCAGCUGCACAGCUAGAUGCCUGCAUCACCAAUAAAACUUUAAUAGAUAGUUUGACGGUCCUUGGAAGCUUGGCAUUCGCUGAUGAGCAGCUGCAAGUACUCAAGGCUAGACUGGAUAUGAUCUUCUCCAAUGGUGUACCAGAACAGUAUCUCAUCCAGCUGGGAAAUAUAGCAAGAAUGUACAGUGAGGAGGAAAUUAGCCUCUGGAAUAUUACAUCUGUGGAUACAUUAGCAACAUUGAUCCAAAGUGCGUCCUGGAAUUCCAAUGACAUCAAGGUCAAUGAAUUGGUUCAGCGAUACCUACAGCUCAACUAUCCGAAUGCCAGUUUGGAUGGAACACUACUCACCGUCCUGGCUCCUUACAUCUGUAGCCUAAAUGAGACUCUAAUUCAAAACCUUUCCUAUGAAAAUCUUGGAAAUUCUUCUCAACCACUGGAGAUUUCAACAUGUAGCCAAACCAUUAAGAACCUCCUCUUCGACAAGAUGAAGUUGGUCUACUCAUCCUAUGAUAACUCUUCAAAUGAAUACUAUCAGAUAAUGAUGCCUGUAAUUGGUGGUGCUAGGGCCAGCGACCUGAUUGCAUUUGCUAGAGGCUUUCCAGAGAUGGACCUCACAACCUUUACAUCUCUUAAUCCAGAAGAGGUGAAGGAAUUAAGUGUGCAAAACAUUAUGGACUUGCUGGGAGAUAGCGUGCUUGAAAUUAACACAAUAUUCAGCAGCAGUGUGCUCAUAGCAUGGGCAGAAGCAAACAAUCAGAGUGAGAUCAACAAUACCACAGCCUAUCUGCAAUCAAUCAUAGCAGCCCUUGUGACCAACGCUGAUGUUCUCCUCAAUGACGAUUUACUCAAGACAUAUCUAAACAUGAUUGCACCGCAAAAUGUCCCUAUAUUCCUUCAAUCUAUAACUUCUGCGGCAAUACAGGCAAACCUGUCAGAGGAGCAAGUAACAACAAUAAAGAAAACACUCCUAGCUACAGAGCUCAGGGGUCUUCAGGCCAACUUCUCUACUUAUACAACUGAACAAUGGAGCGUUUUGUUUCAAAACGACUUGCUUAACUUGACAGUAUACUUCAACCAAACCCUUCUUGAGAUCAUCCCGCUGAACGUAACCUGCUCCUCCUACCAAGCAAUAGUUAAAGCAUUUAGCCUUCAGUUUAGCUCAAUGACAGAUGACACAAGAGAAGCAAUCUAUCAGAACUUCCUGAAACCAUACUUGACGGCAAAGAUAGCCAUUUCCACAGUGGUUUGUGAUGCUGGAAACUUCCAGGACUGGAGUGAACUGAACUUUGGAGCCUUUUUCUACUUCUUCUCACUUGAAGAAAUCAUGACACUCAAUAAAAACUUUACACUGAAUGACCUUUCUCCAAUGGACAUAGCUUACUCAGUGACCACAGCUAACAUUCUCCUCAAUGCAACUUUGCUGGAAAAAUAUCUAAGUGCCAUCGCACCGCAAAAUGUCACAGUCUUCUUGGAAGCUUUCUCUUCCACAGCAAAACAGGCCAACCUGUCAGAGGAGCAAGUAACAACAAUAAAGAAAACACUCCUAGCUACAGAGCUCAGGGGUCUUCAGGCCAACUUCUCUACUUAUACAACUGAACAAUGGAGCGUUUUGUUUCAAAAUGACUUGCUUAACUUGACAGUAUACUUCAACCAAAGCCUUCUGGAAUUAAUCCCGCUGAACUUAUCCUGCUCCUCCUACCAAGCAAUAGUAAAAGCAUUUAGCCUUCAGUUUAGCUCAAUGACAGAUGACACAAGAGAAGCAAUCUAUCAGAACUUCCUGAAACCAUACUUGAAGGCAAAGAUAGCCAUUUCCACAGUGGUUUGUGAUGCUGGAAACAUCCAGGACUGGAGGGAACUGAACUUUGGAGCCUUUUUCUACUUCUUCUCACUUGAAGAAAUCAUGACACUCAAUAAAAACUUUACACUGAAUGACCUUUCUCCAAUGGACAUAGCUUACUCAGUGACCACAGCUAACAUUCUCCUCAAUGCAACUUUGGUGGAAAAAUAUCUAAGUGCCAUCGCACCGCAAAAUGUUACAGUCUUCCUAGAAGCUUUCUCUUCUACAGCAAAACAGGCCAACCUGUCAGAGGAGCAAGUAACAACAAUAAAGAAAACACUCCUAGUUUCAGAGCUCAGGGGUCUUCAGGCCAACUUCUCUACUUAUACAACUGAACAAUGGAGCGUUUUGUUCCAAAACUACUUGCUUAACUUGACAGUAUACUUCAACCAAACCCUUCUUGAGAUCAUCCCGCUAAACGUAACCUGCUCCUCCUACCAAGCAAUAGUUAAAGCAUUUAGCCUUCAGUUUAGCUCAAUGACAGAUGACACAAGAGAAGCAAUCUAUCAGAACUUCCUGAAACCAUACUUGAAGGCAAAGAUAGCCAUUUCCACAGUGGUUUGUGAUGCUGGAAACUUCCAGGACUGGAGUGAACUGAACUUUGGAGCCUUUUUCUACUUCUUCUCACUUGAAGAAAUCAUGACACUCAAUAAAAACUUUACAAUGAAUGACCUAUCUCCAAUGGACAUAGCUUACUCAGUGACCACAGCUAACAUUCUCCUCAAUGCAACUUUGCUGGAAAAAUAUCUAAGUGCCAUCGCACCGCAAAAUGUUACAGUCUUCCUAGAAGCUUUCUCUUCUACAGCAAAACAGGCCAACCUGUCAGUGGAGCAAGUAACAACAAUAAAGAAAACACUCCUAGUUACAGAGCUCAGGGGUCUUCAGGCCAACUUCUCGACUUAUACAACUGAACAAUGGAGCGUUUUGUUCCAAAACGACUUGCUUAACUUGACAGUAUACUUCAACCAAACCCUUCUUGAGAUCAUCCCACUGAACGUAACCUGCUCCUCCUACCAAGCAAUAGUUCAAGCAUUUAGCCUUCAGUUUAGCUCAAUGACAGAUGACACAAGAGAAGCAAUCUAUCAGAACUUCCUGAAACCAUACUUGAAGGCAAAGAUAGCCAUUUCCACAGUGGUUUGUGAUGCUGGAAACUUCCAGGACUGGAGUGAACUGAACUUUGGAGCCUUUUUCUACUUCUUCUCACUUGAAGAAAUCAUGACACUCAAUAAAAACUUUACACUGAAUGACCUAUCUCCAAUGGACAUAGCUUACUCAGUGACCACAGCUAACAUUCUCCUCAAUGCAACUUUGCUGGAAAAAUAUCUAAGUGCCAUCGCACCGCAAAAUGUUACAGUCUUCCUAGAAGCUUUCUCUUCUACAGCAAAACAGGCCAACCUGUCAGAGGAGCAAGUAACAACAAUAAAGAAAACACUCCUAGUUACAGAGCUCAGGGGUCUUCAGGCCAACUUCUCUACUUAUACAACUGAACAAUGGAGCGUUUUGUUCCAAAACGACUUGCUUAACUUGACAGUAUACUUCAACCAAACCCUUCUUGAGAUCAUCCCGCUGAACGUAACCUGCUCCUCCUACCAAGCAAUAGUUAAAGCAUUUAGCCUUCAGUUUAGCUCAAUGACAGAUGACACAAGAGAAGCAAUCUAUCAGAACUUCCUGAAACCAUACUUGAAGGCAAAGAUAGCCAUUUCCACAGUGGUUUGUGAUGCUGGAAACUUCCAGGACUGGAGUGAACUGAACUUUGGAGCCUUUUUCUACUUCUUCUCACUUGAAGAAAUCAUGACACUCAAUAAAAACUUUACAAUGGUAAGCUCCUGCACAUGGGUUGACAUUACAAAUCCUAGAUUGAUGAUGAAGCGCUGUAAGAGGUCAAUUAAAAAAGGUUACCAUGACAUAGGGUGGUGCAAUGCUAUAGGCUUUUGCCACCAAAGAGAAUCACACACACCUUUCUUGUAUCAUAAAGGGGAUUCAUGA
Molecule: messenger RNA, 14953 nt
Organism: Rana temporaria (common frog)
Lineage: Eukaryota; Metazoa; Chordata; Amphibia; Anura; Ranidae
Exons: 101
Coding region: 308-14953 (4881 amino acids)
Biological process (GO): cell-matrix adhesion
Cellular component (GO): cell surface
Source: RefSeq, a predicted model, not a curated record